Messenger RNA from Eruca vesicaria subsp. sativa (arugula), 1110 nucleotides. NCBI's taxonomy places the organism in Eukaryota, Viridiplantae, Streptophyta, Magnoliopsida, Brassicales, Brassicaceae. The record is from the annotation of a GenBank genome assembly.
AUGAACAAGAAUCAAGAAAGCAUUCAGUAUUGGUCCUCACUUCUCAAAUCCUUUGCUGAUUCCGACCCUAAGGAUGAUCUCUCUCCCGAGAUAAGUAGCCCAAUACUGGUGAUGUCUACAUCCAUGGCUAUAGAUGUUUUGCCUAACCCUUCGAAUUCUCCUGGUGAUGGAGAGAAGAACAUUAAUGAGGGUGCGCAGAGAUUUACUGAUAUUGAGAUGGAAAAGAUAGGUGAAAAAGAAGAAAUGAAGAAUCUUGGUAAAAGACCACGUAGUAAUGAAGCUCGUAAUAUUGCCGAGAAGAGGAGACGCAGCGAUAUAAAAACCAAACUUGAGAACCUCAAGCAGUUGACACCUAAUUGCAAAAAGAGAGACAUAGCCUCGACCCUUGAUUGUAUCGUCGAGCACAUACGUUCGAUGAAAAGUUAUGUUGAAAGUAUGAGUCCUAUGUUACCACUCGGAAUGAAUAUGGAUUUUCCUGCACCAUGGUUCCCACAUAUCCCUCCCAAUUUGAUCAUGUCGCAGCCAUCGUUCAAUAGCCUAACCCGAGGAGAAACUAGCGAAAAUUUCGCCGAAAAUCCCAAACAUUGCAUUGAUAUUGGUAUUGAGUCUGAAAAUUCAUCAAAAAUAUACAAAAAAUUCCAAAGGAAAUUUAUUGAUGCAGAAAAUUAUGUAUUUCACCGAUUGAUUAUUUUCAGAGUUCAUCGAAUCUGGACCAUUAAACUGAGCAGCCACGUGCUUGAGACGAUACUUCAGAUUACAGAAGGUACAAGCCGAGCGGUAACGCCUAAGGACGUUACCAAGAAAAGUGAUCAGAGAGACAAAAAAGAUCAUUGCAACAAGAAUAAUCACGCUACUAAACGACAACGUUCCAUGGAAUAUCGUGUGCUGAUGGAGAAGAAAAGACGACAACUUAUAAGAGAUAAAGUAGAUAUAUUACAAGAGCUGACGCCUAAUUGCGCAAAGUCGGACCUUGCAACAAAGCUUGAAAGCAUCGUAGAAUACAUAAAAAGCUUAAAAUUUCAGAUUGAUGUAAGCUACUUUAUCUUUAUCUACAAUUCACAUACACAUUCACGAAUUAACGAAGUCUUAUGUGGUCCAGAUGAUGUCUAA